UCUGUUCCUUUCUUCUGUACUGCUGCCUUUUUCUCUUGUUUGCUUUCGAGCUGUAGAUGCUGCUGAUUCAAAGUAUUUUAAUACGCUACUCGCGUUGAAUUUCGGGUUUUCUUGGACUCGAAGAACUUCCGAUAUAUUCAGAUUUCCGGUCUAUCGGAAGUCUUUUGAUACAGCAGACAGAGAUGUGAUUUUGGCGCCAAUUUUGUGAUUGAAGUCUCUUGUAGAAGUGGGGUUGGGCUGAAGGUGGUAUUUCUUUGUUCUAACUUCCAAUCAAUUCAUAGAGUAUGAGCUCUCCGUCAACUCAAUUUGCUGCCCUUAGAGGAAUGAGCAUGUAUGAGCCAUUCCACCGUAUUACCAUGUGGGAAGACACCUUCAAAGAUGAUAUUAUUUCCAAUACAGGUCCAUCCACAAUUUUACAGGUGGAAACUAGGCUAGACAACAUGGUGAAUAUCCAUCAACCUGAAUAUAUUUCUCAUGAAUCAACGGAACAUUCCCGAAGUGAUCAAGAAGCAAAUAAUCCUCCUGACAAGAUACAAAGACGUUUGGCCCAGAACCGCGAAGCAGCUCGAAAAAGUCGUUUAAGGAAAAAGGCCUAUGUUCAGCAACUAGAAUCAAGCCGUCUGAAGCUGGCACAAUUGGAGCAGGAACUUCAGAGAUACAGGCAGCAGGGUCUGUACAUUGCAAGUGCAUCAAAUUCUAGUCAGUCAGGAUUUUCUGGAACUGUAAAUCCAGGGAUUGCUGCAUUUGAGAUGGAAUAUGCACACUGGGUUGACGAGCAACAAAGACAAAUCUGUGAACUUAGACAUGCAUUGCAAGCUCCUAUAACUGACAUAGAACUUCAGAUGCUUGUGGAAAAUGUCUUGAAUCACUAUAACAGACUUUGUGCCAUGAAAGCAGAUGCUGCAAAGGCUGAUGUAUUUUAUUUGGUUUCUGGAACAUGGACGACAUCAGCAGAGUGCUUCUUCCAUUGGAUUGGAGGUUUCCGCCCGUCAGAGCUUCUACAUGUAACACUUAGUUCAGUUCUUAUGCCACGACUGGAGCCUUUGACUGAUCAACAACAUCUGGACGUCUGUCACUUGCGACAAUCUUCUCAGCAAGCUGAAGAUGCUCUCUCACAAGGAAUUGAAAAACUUCAGCAGACUCUGGUCCAGAGCAUAGCUAUUGAUUUGAUGGGUGCUGGAAGUUAUGGCUCUCAGAUGAGCGCCGCCAUGGAGAAGUUGGAAGCACUAGAGGGCUUUGCAAACCAAGCGGAUCACCUUCGGCAACAAACUCUCCAACAAAUGUCUCGGAUCCUAACUGUUCGCCAAGCAGCUCGAGGGUUACUUGCCUUGGGGGAGUACUUUCACCAUCUUCGUGCCCUCAGUUCACUUUGGACAGCUCGCCCUCGAGAACCUGCAUAACCUGAAAAUAUUGGAGUCCCCAAAUCACUAGAUCUUGGUCUUACUCACCAUGAAUCCUUAGUCCCAGCUGCUUAGGAAGUGCGUGGGUGUAAUAUGUUGGAAUGGAUGAUGGAAAUACGUCUUAAUAGCUAGUCUUGUUUGAAGCAGCUCCAAAAACUUUGUGUAAAUAUGAAGCCUAGAAACCUGUAUUCUUGAACUAAAAUUAGGUUAGUAUAGAUGAGGAUAAAAUCUGUAGUACUUUCUUGGACAAUGUAUUUAAAUACAAUCCCCAUGUUUGGAUGGAUUGGUGGAGCUUCUAUUAACUACUGGUUGUUUAC
This is a messenger RNA of Tripterygium wilfordii, 1717 nucleotides long. Its product is annotated as transcription factor TGA4-like. Lineage: Eukaryota; Viridiplantae; Streptophyta; Magnoliopsida; Celastrales; Celastraceae. The transcript has 10 exons. Gene Ontology annotation, molecular function: DNA-binding transcription factor activity; sequence-specific DNA binding. The record is from RefSeq and is a predicted model, not a curated record. Gene Ontology annotation, biological process: regulation of DNA-templated transcription; DNA-templated transcription. Bases 285 to 1400 code for a protein of 371 amino acids.